Molecule: messenger RNA, 2972 nt
Organism: Danio aesculapii
Lineage: Eukaryota; Metazoa; Chordata; Actinopteri; Cypriniformes; Danionidae
Gene: trim2a
Product: tripartite motif containing 2a
Exons: 12
Coding region: 189-2423 (744 amino acids)
Biological process (GO): proteasome-mediated ubiquitin-dependent protein catabolic process; protein polyubiquitination; negative regulation of translation
Molecular function (GO): ubiquitin protein ligase activity; translation repressor activity; zinc ion binding
Source: RefSeq, a predicted model, not a curated record
CCUCAUGUGCCAGUUUGAAACAGGCUGUCAUCUCUUUUCUGGCUUAGCAGUGCUUAGAUUUGCUCUCUGCUCAUGUAGACGUGAAACGCAGCUUUACCGGGUAUCAACAUGUGGGAUGGUGCCUUGAAAACAGUGGGUUGAUGGGCCCAGGCUGAAGGAGUGUGGAAGGUUUUUGAUAGAGUGUUAGGAUGGCCACUGACGCUUCUACCCUCCCAAGUCCUGUGGUGCGUCAGAUCGACAAACAGUUCCUGAUUUGCAGUAUAUGUCUGGAUCGCUACAACAAUCCCAAGGUCCUUCCCUGUCUUCACACCUUCUGUGAAAGGUGUCUGCAGAACUACAUUCCUGCCCACAGUCUGACUCUGUCUUGCCCUGUGUGCCGUCAGACCUCCAUCCUGCCGGAGAAAGGUGUGGCGGCACUUCAGAGUAACUUCUUCAUCACCAACCUAAUGGAGGUACUAAAGAAGAGCCCAAACUCAAACCUGAGUGAGGACUACACUGAUGCGAUCAACGGAGUGGCCACAGGACAGCCCCUGUCCUGUCCCAAUCAUGGAGGAAAUGUCAUGGAGUUCUACUGUCCGCCGUGUGAGACAGCCAUGUGUGAAGAGUGCACUAGUGGUGAACAUGCAGAACAUGCCACCGUCCCACUGAAGGAUGUUCUAGAACAGCACAAAGCCUCGCUACAGGAGCAGCUGGAUGUCGUCAAGAACAGACUGCCGGAAAUUGAAUCUGCAUUGGAGGUUCUGUCUGAGAUUCUGCAGCAGCUGAGCAGUCAGAAGAGUUCAAUAGAAGAAAUGAUUCAUGCUACUUUUGAGGAACUUCAGAAGACUCUGAAUGUGCGCAAGAGUGUCCUGCUGAUGGAGCUAGAGGUCAACUAUGGACUCAAGCAAAAGGUGUUGCAAGCUCAGCUGGAGUCGCUGCUGCAGGGGCAGGAUGGCAUACGCAGCAGCUGCAGCUUCACCGAACAGGCUCUAAAUCACGGCUCUGAAGCUGAAGUCCUAUUGGUCAAAAAGCAGAUGAGUGAGCGUCUGGAUGAGCUGGCCAAUCAGGAGCUCCCGCUGCGGCCAGAGGAGAACAAUCAACUGGACUUCCUGGUGGAGACCGACGGUCUUCGCAAAUCCAUCCACAACCUAGGUGCCAUUGUAACUACCAACGCUGUUGCAGCAGAAACUGUUGCCACCGGUGAAGGCCUGAGGCACUGCAUUGUGGGACAGCUGACGUCUGUCACAAUAACAACUAAAGACAGAGAUGGCGGGUUGUGUCGGACUGGAAAUGCUCUGCUCAUAGCUGAUCUUUCUGCUUCUGAUGGCAGCAUUGUCGGAGAAGGCAAAGUCACGGAUCAUAAAAACGGCACUUAUGAGUUUGUAUACAGUGUGCCAUGUGAGGGCCGCUUCACGCUCACGCUCAAGCUCUAUGAUCAGCACAUCAGGGGCAGCCCGUUCAGCAUACGAGCCAACAAACCCACAGACAUCUCUCUUACUGCAGAUGUGGACAAGAAACGGCUCAAAUCUCCAGGAAACAGCCAUGUGAAGCAACGGGCCAUCAAACGGCCUGCCAGCAUGUACAGCACCGGCAAACGGAAAGAAAACCCAAUUGAAGAUGACCUCAUAUUCCGAAUCGGAACAAAAGGCAGAAAUAAGGGUGAAUUCACCAAUCUCCAGGGAGUUGCUGCUUCUUCUGUUGGCAGAGUCUUAAUAGCGGAUAGUAACAAUCAGUGUGUUCAGAUAUUUUCAAAUGAUGGCCAGUUUAAGAGUCGUUUCGGAGUCAGAGGCCGAUCACCUGGACAGCUCCAACGACCUACUGGUGUUGCUGUGCACCCCAGUGGUGACAUCAUCAUUGCUGACUAUGAUAACAAAUGGGUCAGCAUUUUUUCCAGUGAUGGCAAGUUUAAGAGCAAAAUUGGCACAGGGAAGCUCAUGGGUCCCAAGGGUGUAUCGGUUGACAGAAACGGCCACAUCAUUGUGGUAGACAAUAAAUCUUGCUGUGUCUUCAUUUUCCAGCCUAAUGGAAAACUAGUCUCCAAGUUUGGCAACCGAGGCAACAGUGACAAGCAAUUUGCAGGUCCUCACUUUGCAGCGGUGAAUCAGAAUAAUGAAGUCAUUGUGACCGAUUUUCAUAAUCAUUCUGUAAAGGUGUUCAGUCCAGAGGGUGAGUUCAUACUGAAGUUUGGCUCAAACGGUGAAGGAAACGGGCAGUUUAAUGCACCAACGGGUGUGGCAGUAGAUGCCAACGGUAACAUAAUAGUGGCUGACUGGGGCAACAGCAGGAUCCAGGUGUUUGACAGCAGUGGCUCAUUUCUGUCCUACAUCAACACGUCCGCAGACCCUCUUUAUGGUCCACAAGGUCUGGCUCUCACCUCAGAUGGCCAUGUUGUGGUGGCAGACUCUGGAAACCACUGUUUUAAAGUAUACCGUUAUCUACAAUAGCACUCUCAUCUUUACAAAUAAACACUUGCACUUAUUCCUUAAAGCUGCCGCCCUUGUGCCAAACCUGGACCCUCGUAUUGCAUUCAAGUCAUGCUGUUGUGGCCUCGUUUGUGACACCCUCACCUUGAAGAGAAGGAAAUGAGCUUCUUCGUCAUAAGUUGUGUGACCGAAUGAGUUUCUUCGUCAUAAGACUAAAACACAAUGGUUUUGUCAUUUAAAGCAGUGUUUCUGAACCAUGUUCGUGGAGGACCACCAACACUGCAUGUUUUGGAUGUCUCCUUUGUCUGUCACACCCAUUACAGGUCUUUCAGACUCUGCUAAUGAGCUUAUAAUCUGAAUCAGGUGUGUUUGGUUAAGAAGACAUGGAAAUGUGUAGAGCUGGUGGUCCUCCUGGAACGUGGUUGAGAAACACUGGUUUAAAGGAACAGUUUACCAAAAAAAUUAAUUCUGUUAUUUACCCUCAGGUUGUUCAAAUACAAUGUUCUGUAUAAAACAUGCUUUAUCCUGAGCACUCUUGUCUAAAUAAUUAAAGUGAAUUAUGACCAUGAA